AUGGUCUGGUGGAGGAGAAGGCAAGCUGACAUAGAAAAUGGCACAUGUACUAUGGCCACAUGGGAAGACUUCAAGGAGCUGAAGCGCCAAUUCUAUCCCGACAAUGCUGCUAAGGAAGCAAGGGCGAAAUUGAGGAGGCUCACUAAAAAAGGUACAAUUUACGACUAUGUUAAAGAGUUCUCCGAAAUUCUAUUGGAAAUCCCCAACUAUCCAGAUGAGGAGGCCCUAUUUGCUUUCAUGUCUGGGCUUCAGCACUGGGUCAAAAUGGAGAUUGAGCGUAGGGGAGCUCAAGACCUUGCUACUGCUAUUUUGAUAGUAAAAUCCCUUGUUGAGUACAAAAAGGGGGAUAAGAGCAAAGGCCCUAUGAAGCCAUCCAAGGGUAAAAUGUUGUUGAAGCCACACCCAAAAGUAGUUAGUGAGAAAGAAUCAAGUCAGCAGCCUAAGGAGGGUGCCAGCAUGGGCUCCCUACAACUGGUAGCCGUGGCAGCCAAGGUAGCCAAGACAACUGAGGCUCCAGCCAAGCAUAAAGGGAGCAGAGAAGCUGGGCAUAUCAUUCCAAAAGGAGCGGACUGGCUGAAGGCAGUAAACUCUCAACCAACUCCCACACAUGGAGUAGCCCACAAUGUCCCAGUCAGAAUUGGUGAGUGGACUGGAACUCUUGACUUUUCUAUUGUCACCAUGGAUGACUACUCUUGUGUGCUUGGAAUGGAUUUCAUGGAUAGAGUGAAGGCUGUCACCAUCCCCUUCACCAAUAGCAUGUGCAUACUAGAAGGAGACAAUACUUGCACUGUCUCAUUAGUGAGAGGGAAGGUUGGCACCAGCACUCUCUUUGCCCUCCAGCUUUCUAAAGGCCUAAGGAGGUCCGAGCCAACCUACUUGGUGGCGCUAAAAGAGGGUGACGAGCAGCCCCCUGCACUUGAACUGCCUACUGCCAUCAAGCAAGUCUUGGAUGAAUUUUCAGAUGUGAUGCCACAGGAGUUGCCUAAGAGACUCCCACCGAAGAGGGAGGUGGAUCAUCACAUAAAGCUGGAGCCUGGGGCAAAACCACUUGCCGGUGUUCCCUAUUGCAUGGCAUCUCCCGAACUUGAAGAGCUCCGCAGGCAGUUGAGAGAAUUGCUGGAUGCAGGGUAUAUCCAGCCCUCUAAAGCUCCAUACGGUGCCCCAGUCGUCUUCCAAAAGAAGAAGGACGGCUCUCUUCGCAUGUGUAUUGACUAUCGGGCUUUAAAUAAGGUGACUGUGAAGAACAAGUACCCAAUUCCACUCAUUGCUGAUUUAUUCGAUCAGCUUGGUGAGGCUCGAUGGUUCUCCAAAUUGGAUCUUCGGUCGGAAUACUAUCAAGUCAGAAUUGCUGAAGGAGAUGAACCGAAGACAGCCUGUGUCACAAGGUACGGGUCAUAUGAACUUCGAGUCAUGCCCUUCGGUUUAACUAAUGCUCCUGCCACGUUUUGUACCUUGAUGAACAAAGUGUUCCAGUCCUUCCUGGACCGCUUUGUUGUGGUUUACUUGGACGAUAUAGUGGUUUACAGCAGAACGUUAGAAGAGCAUGCUAGACACUUAAAGCAAGUCUUUAAGGUGCUGAGGGACAAUGAGCUUUAUGUAAAGAAGGAAAAGCGUUCCUUUGCACAGCAAGAGAUCCCAUUCUUGGGACACAUAGUGGGGCAUGGCAAGAUCAGAAUGGACGAGUCCAAGAUCCGUGCUAUCUUGGACUGGGAGCCACCAAAGAAGGUGCCUGAAUUAAGAUCCUUCCUUGGCCUUGUGAACUAUUAUCGACGGUUCAUCAAGGGCUAUUCUACCAUUGCGGCACCCCUCACCGAUAUGCUAAAGGAAAAAAAGCCAUAG
Messenger RNA from Manihot esculenta (cassava), 1839 nucleotides. RefSeq lists its product as uncharacterized. The coding region runs from base 1 to 1839 and encodes 612 amino acids. The transcript is spliced from 2 exons. NCBI's taxonomy places the organism in Eukaryota, Viridiplantae, Streptophyta, Magnoliopsida, Malpighiales, Euphorbiaceae. The record is from RefSeq and is a predicted model, not a curated record.